Messenger RNA from Vigna radiata var. radiata (mung bean), 918 nucleotides. RefSeq lists its product as uncharacterized. The record is from RefSeq and is a predicted model, not a curated record. The transcript has 3 exons. The coding region runs from base 1 to 918 and encodes 305 amino acids. Lineage: Eukaryota; Viridiplantae; Streptophyta; Magnoliopsida; Fabales; Fabaceae.
AUGAAUGCUGAAUCAAAUUUCUCACAAAUUGCACCUCCAGUCUUUGAUGGAGAAAGCUACGAUCUUUGGGCUGUCAAAAUGGAAACUUAUCUGGAGGUUCUAGAUCUUUGGGAAGCUGUAGAAGAAGAGUAUGAAGUUCUUCCGCUGCCGGAAAAUCCUACCAUGGCCCAGAUCAAAAUUCACAAGGAGAGAAAAACUAGAAAAGCAAAGGUAAUAGUGCUAGAAAAGUAUGAAGCAUUUAUUGCUUACUUGGAGAACACAAGAGAUUUGUCUAAAAUCACAUUUGCAGAAGUGCUACAUGCAUUCCAAGCCCAAGAGCAACGAAGUUUGAUGAGGAAAGAUCACGCUGUUGAAGAUGUUGGCAAAGACCUGACGGUAAAUGCACCAAGUGCAAUCAACUUGGACAUGAAGUUGUCAUAUGCAAAAACCAAAAUCAACAAAGAGGAAGAAGCUAAGGUUGCUGAUCAGGAGGAGGAGGAAGACCUGUUAUUUGUAGCUACUUGUCACUUGAGCAUUGAAUCAAGUGAAAGUUGGCUGAUAGAUAACGGUUGUACCAACCACAUGACCUUCAACAAGGCUCUUUCCAAAGAUGUAAGGCCAACUGAUGUCACCAAAGCCAGAAUAGGUAAUGGUGAUUAUAUCUCAGUCAAAGGCAAGGGGACAGUCGCAAUUACAAGCUGUGCAGACACAAAGUUUAUUCCCGAUGCUCUUUUUGUUCCUGAAAUUGACCAAAAUUUGUUAAGUGUUGGUGAACUGAUUGAAAGAGAAUUUAGAGUUAUUUUUGAAGACAAAAAUUGCUUGAUUAAAGAUGCAGCUGGUCAAGAUAUGUUCAAGGUAAAAAUGAAAGGUAAAAGCUUUCCUCUAAAACAAUUGAAGGAGGAGCAAACCAUUUUCAAGGAAAAUGUGACAGAAAUCUAG